Triticum aestivum (bread wheat) is the source of this 654-nucleotide messenger RNA. RefSeq names its product neural Wiskott-Aldrich syndrome protein. NCBI's taxonomy places the organism in Eukaryota, Viridiplantae, Streptophyta, Magnoliopsida, Poales, Poaceae. Bases 54 to 560 code for a protein of 168 amino acids. The transcript is spliced from 2 exons. The record is from RefSeq and is a predicted model, not a curated record.
UCUCUAUUUGUGCUUUCCCUGGUUCUUAUCCUCUCACACAGUACGCGAGCACGAUGCGAGCAGCAGCAGCCCGACGAACUCCAGAGCUCGCAGCCGACGCAGGCCGCCGUCUGCGUGACGGGCCUCCGCCCGCACCUCCCACCGUAGCACGCCGCAAUGGAGGCCAAGCGCCCAUGGAAUCGCCUGAGCUCUCCUCCCAGCCGCCGUUCUCCUUCAAAUUCGUCGGGAUCCGGUUGGAUCUAGACGCUGGCGCCCCGUUCCCGAUCUUCCCGCCUUGCUUGGGUCGUCGGCCACCGCGACGAUGUCAAUAUCGCUCGCGGGAUCCAGCGCCACCGCUGCUGGCCACUUCCUCGCCGGAGAUGCCCCCACAUCCGCGGCUCCCCACACGAGCAGCAGCAGCGAACACGUCGCUAAGGCCGUCUCCGGCGGUGUCUUUUUCUUUUUAUAGAAGUUUGCCAAAUCUGUGCCAGAACAGCCAUGGCGAUGAACUCCAGCUCAAGGCCCGCGAGCGCUUGGUGGCGUUUGAUGCGGUGCCUGGAGAAUAUCUCUGGGCAGAGUAGUAGGCCAGAUCUAGUUUAGGAAAAAAAAUCUGUAAUUCCAAGUUUUUCUUGUGUAUUUCUUCUUUUUGGUAAAACAAAUUUUAGUUAGCUGGUA